GUUGGUGCGGCGUGGACGAUAUAAAACGGAGUCAGCGAUAGCAGAUACUCAUUCAGUCGAGGAACUCCAAACGUACAGUACAUCCAAACGGUAGGCAGACAUGAAGGCGUUCAUUGUAUUCACCAUGGCCCUGGCCCUUGCCAGCGCAAAGGCAGUCGACAGCUCCAACAAGGAAAAGCGAGGACUGUGGGAACUGGGAUCGGCUCAGCACGAUUCGUACGAGAGCUACGGCUAUGACCAUCAGCAGUCCCAUGGAUACUACGGCAACGACUACGCCGAGAAAGAGGUGAAACAGGUCAUCACCAAGAAGGUCCCAGUUCCAUACCCAGUGGAGGUCGAGAAGCACGUUCCAGUCGAGGUGAAGGUCCCGUACCCCGUUGAGGUUGAGAAGAAGGUCCCGGUCGUCGUUGAGAAGAAGGUCCCGGUGUACGUGGAGAAGAAGUACCCAGUCCACGUUGAUCGUCCAUACCCGGUGGAAGUGAAAUACCCAGUCCAUGUCCCGGUGUACCAGAAGGAGUACGUCGAAGUGCCAAAGCCAUACGAAGUUCAUGUCGAUAAGCCCUACCCGGUGUACGUGAAGGAGCCAGUGUACGUCGAGAAGCCAGUCCCGUUCACUGUCCUCAUCAAGAAGGAGCACAAGAAGCCAUUCUUCGAAAUAACGAGCAACUUUCUGACGAAACAAACUUUCUUCCAGGCGUUCAUUGUGUUCUCUGUGGUCCUGGCCCUUGCCAGCGCGGGUACAGUCGACAGCUCCAACAAGGAAAAGCGAGGACUGUGGGAACUGGGAUCGGCUCAGCACGAUUCGUACGAGAGCUACGGCUAUGACCAUCAGCAGUCCCAUGGAUACUACGGCAACGACUACGUCCAGAAGGAAGUGAAACAGGUCAUCACCAAGAAGGUUCCAGUUCCGUACCCAGUGGAGGUCGAGAAGCACGUUCCAGUCGAGGUGAAGGUCCCGUACCCAGUUGAGGUCGAGAAGAAGGUCCCGGUCGUCGUUGAGAAGAAGGUCCCGGUGUACGUGGAGAAGAAGGUCCCAGUGCACGUUGACCGUCCAUACCCAGUUGAGGUGAAGGUCCCAGUCCAUGUCCCGGUCUACAAGAAGGAGUAUGUCGAGGUCCCGAAGCCAUACGCAGUUCAUGUCGAGAAGCCUUACCCAGUGUACGUGAAGCAGCCAGUGUACGUCGAGAAGCAGGUCCCAGUGACGGUGCACAUCAAAGAGCACCACAAGAAGCCAUUCUGGGGUUGAAAGACUGUUUAAGAGAUGUAGAGAAACUGGUAGAAUAAAGAUACAAAAC
Molecule: messenger RNA, 1295 nt
Organism: Anopheles gambiae (African malaria mosquito)
Lineage: Eukaryota; Metazoa; Arthropoda; Insecta; Diptera; Culicidae
Product: titin
Exons: 3
Coding region: 101-1246 (381 amino acids)
Source: RefSeq, a predicted model, not a curated record